Molecule: messenger RNA, 1088 nt
Organism: Anopheles maculipalpis
Lineage: Eukaryota; Metazoa; Arthropoda; Insecta; Diptera; Culicidae
Product: enoyl-[acyl-carrier-protein] reductase, mitochondrial
Exons: 2
Coding region: 3-1088 (361 amino acids)
Biological process (GO): fatty acid metabolic process
Cellular component (GO): mitochondrion
Molecular function (GO): trans-2-enoyl-CoA reductase (NADPH) activity
Source: RefSeq, a predicted model, not a curated record
AGAUGGCACAGAUGAUGAAGCAGCUUAGUUUAGCUACAAAAGGAGCACAUUCGUAUUUGGUUGCACGAAACAUGAGCGUAAUGGCGAAGGUUUUGCGCUACGGGGAGUUUGGUGAACCGGCAAAAGUGCUACAACUGCAGGAGGAACCGGUGCCUGAUCCCAAGCAAGGCGAAAUCCUGAUAAAGACGCUUGGAGCACCGAUCAAUCCAGCAGACAUCAACACCAUUCAGGGGAAGUAUCCAGUCAAACCCAACUUUCCCGCCGUCGGUGGAAACGAGUGCGUUGGAGAGGUUGUGUCCAUCGGAGGAAACACCAGCAGCAGCUUAAAAGUUGGUGAUCGGGUUGUACCGUUCGCGACCGGUCUCGGGACUUGGCGGUCCCAUGCAAUUUACGCCGCUAAUCAGUUGAUGAAAGUUCCGGCAAGUAUCGGAGUGGCUGAAGCAGCAACCAUUACCGUAAAUCCUUGCACCGGUUACCGGAUGCUGAAAGAUUUUGUCGCACUGAAACCGGGAGACACCGUUAUACAGAAUGGGGCGAACUCAGCCUGUGGUCAAGCCAUUAUUCAGCUCUGCAGGGCGUGGAACGUUGAAUGUGUUGGGAUCGUGCGCGAUCGGCCCGAAUUCGGGCAGCUGAAAGAUUACCUGAAAGGCCUAGGAGCAGCAGAAAUACUUACCGAAGAAGAGCUACGCACAACGAAGCUGUUCAAGGAUGGCAUAUUUCGAAAGCCAAAGCUGGCACUGAACUGCGUCGGAGGAAAGAACGCGUUGGAACUGUCCCGACAGUUGGACCAGGCUGGCGUGAUGGUAACCUACGGUGGUAUGUCCCGGGAGCCGGUCACCGUACCUACGGCGUCACUCAUUUUCAAAGACCUUCGCUUCGUUGGUUUCUGGAUGACGCGCUGGACGAAGGAAAACGCCGGCAGUCCACAGCGAAGCGAAAUGUUUAACGAGCUGUUUGGACUCAUAGACCGCGGUGCGUUGAAGGCACCUGCUCAUGAGAUGAUCUCGUUCGAGGACUACACGACGGCGGUAACGAAUGCACUGAACAUUCAAGGUUUUGUUGGUAAAAAGUACAUUUUUCGGUUUUAA